Messenger RNA from Diorhabda sublineata, 1779 nucleotides. RefSeq lists its product as uncharacterized. NCBI's taxonomy places the organism in Eukaryota, Metazoa, Arthropoda, Insecta, Coleoptera, Chrysomelidae. Gene Ontology annotation, molecular function: sequence-specific DNA binding. The transcript has 4 exons. The record is from RefSeq and is a predicted model, not a curated record. Bases 520 to 1335 code for a protein of 271 amino acids.
AGAGGAUCAUAUAAGAUUAACUCGAUCAGUUUCCGAAUAACAAUGAACAUGAUUCGGGUAGAGAUAUAGAGGAAAGUUUGGCUUUAACGAGUGUACAUCUAAAUUUCGAGGGAUACCCUAGAGCUUCCAUUUUGAUCUUUGCGUGGAUUACCGUGUUGUCACAAUUUGUGAUGAAAUUAUGGCGCAGUUAAAAUUGAUAUAUCGUCCUAAAAAGAGGUUGUUAUCAUAAAUAGUGCUAAAAUGAAUAAUACCAAUAUUCAAUGUUUAUAAUUUUAGGUUGAAAUAGUGAUUAUGCGUCAACUAACAACGCUGUUUGUUGUUACAGCUGAUUUAUUUUAUUCGGUGUCAGUCCCAACACCUCCUAUUUGGUGUUGAUUACCUUUUGAGGCAACGUGCUCGUGUUUUUAGAGACUUUGAGAUGAUGUGUUUCAUCUAUGUUUGGUAACAAAUUAAGAAUUAUCAGUUUAUAAGUGACACAGCACGUUGUAGUUUUCAUUUUCCGUUUUGUCAGUGGUAACGAUGUCUUGUGCAGUGAAAACGUGUAAAAACAUUAAAAGGUUUAAACCUGAAGGUAUUUCCUUUCACCAUUUUCCCAGAAAUGUCGAAAGAUUAAAGCAUUGGUUGCAUAUUCUUGAUAUAAGUGCAACUGAACCCAUUGAUAUACAGCAGUGGCGUAACAAAUUUGUUUGUUCAGUUCAUUUUAGAGGUUGUGAUUAUAUACAAACAACUUACAAUAAAAAAGUAUUGAAAGAAGAUGCGUUUCCGUCCCAGUAUAUACUUGGUAAACCUUACGCUGUUAAAUCGACAAAUAAGGAAAUUGCUGAUAAUGCCUACAUAAGUUCCUCAUUUACAACCCAUGCUUCUCAAAGUAGCCAAACAAUGGAUACCCAGAGCCCAAAAGCUGGUACUGUACAACGGAAUAGGAAACUUAUCCAAUCUAUUGACAGCUUUAGCAUUGCACCUGGAACUGUAAAAACAAAAACUGAUCAAGUUAGACAGCACCAAAUGGCAUACCAAAAGCAACUUAAUGCUGCUAGACAAUGCAUAAAUGUCUUAAAAAUGCAAGAAAAACAAAUCAAGAAAAUGAUUUCGCUUGGCAGACUCUCCACUGAUUUUAGUUCAGAUGUAAAAGAUGAAAUUGAAAUAGAUGAACAUCUGUAUGAAAUCGACAUUUGUAAUGUGAAAGAAGAAGUUGAAAUUGUUGAACAUGAAUUGAAAGCAGAGCCGCAUGAAUUCAAUGAUAUAGAUGAUGUUAUAUCUCUUCCAGAUGGAUUUGUUACAGGUGGCCAAAUGUGUUAUUGUUCUAAUUCUCGUGGACCACUCGUACAUUGUUAGACAGAUUAGCAAGUAAAUACAAUACUAAUACAGAAAAAAAGCAGAUGAGUUUAUCAGUAACCGAAAUCGUAUGCGCAUGUGCCAGGCAGCCAUUUUAUAAUCGGUAAGUCCAUUAACCACACUUCAACUAAAGCGAUUAUAAACAAACUUUAUUGUUUAGCAUAUUGUACUCAUUAAUAAUUAUUUGUUUUAUUUCAUGUACUUCUAUUUUUUCAUGGUUUCCCUAAAGCAAAAAGGAACUCAAGAAAAAGAUGUGCAUAUCGACAUUGUCCUACCUGAAUGGAUGAAUAUACCAGUCUCUUUGUUUAUCAAAAUGACCCAGAAAGGCAAGAAUAUUGAAAAAUAUUUGGCUUGAUUGUACUAUCGGUAAAUUUGGAAUAUGUGAUUUAUUUUGAUAAUUUUUGAUGUACUUAUUUUAGUAAUAAAAAACUCGAAAAUAUAAAA